This is a messenger RNA of Python bivittatus (Burmese python), 1796 nucleotides long. The record is from RefSeq and is a predicted model, not a curated record. NCBI's taxonomy places the organism in Eukaryota, Metazoa, Chordata, Lepidosauria, Squamata, Pythonidae.
AUAACAAGCUGCUGGAAAAAUCCAGCUCAAGUGACCUCGCUGUGCAGUCCGAAGCCCCUUCCGAAGAGCCCCAGACGGGGGGUCCUGCUCGCAGGCUGGCCAGCCUAGCUGUAGAACAGCUGGACGAGGAGGGUCAGCGCUGCCAGCUGCAGAGCCAGGCGGAGGAACUGGGCUGUAGGAACAGUGCCCGGAAGGCUAAGGACGACUCGCUGCAGAGGUGUGUCCAGGAGCAAGAUGGGGAAUUUCGCCCGGCCCUGGAGUCCCAGGGCGCCCUGCGGAGGAGAGGGGUCUGCACCCAGUGCAAGAGUGACAGGACUGAGAGAGAAUUGGAAAAAGUAGAAGUAGGAGAGCAGAAAUCUGCCAGCAGAAAUGAUCCGGAAGAGAAGGAAGGAGGUGAAAAGCUGUUUAAAAGGCCCUGUAGGCAAAAACGUGAGAACUCGGCCAGCAGCGAGUCAGAGGAUCAAGACUGCUGCGUCCCCUCCUGUGUGGCCGACGAACGAAAAGCCCACAUCUCUGAGAUCGAUGCCAUCACCUUCAGUCCAGAUUCAAGCAUGCUGGCUACGGGUGGGUCGGACGGGCUGAUUAAGCUCUGGAAUGUGGCUGGAGGCUGCCUACGGCCGACGCAGACCCUGGAAGCCUCAACCGGCAGCAUCACCGGCCUUGAGUUUAACCCCUCGGGUCGUCUCCUCUUAGCCGCCACGUACAACAACGCUGCUCAGCUGUGGAAGGUUGGAGGCAGGCGCGUCAAGGAGAUUCUCACAGGGCACACUGACAAAGUGACAGCUGCCAGAUUCAAGCCUGUGUGGCACCAGGCGGUGACGGGCAGCCGAGACAGGACCGUGAAAGUGUGGGACUUGGCCAAAAUGGCAUGUUUUAGGACCAUCCAGGUCUUCUCUUACUGCAAUGAUGUUGUGUGUUGCGACAAUGUCAUUGUGAGUGGGCACCACGACAAGAGGAUCCGUUUCUGGGACAGCAGGUGAGUGCUCCAGAAGCAGGCGUACCCCCAUUCAGCUGACAGCACCAGGGUGGUAGGAUGCCCUCCCUGGAGAAGCUCGCCUGGCCCCCGCUUCAUCCCACCACGGCUCUGCAGAAAACGGGCUUCUCCAGCUGCUCCUCUUUUCCUCUGUUCCUGAUUGCUUCAGUGUUAGGGACAGGCAAGGAUGAGAUCCCAGGUAUUUUCCCAGCCAACCUCACUUUCACAGCUCUGCUUCACCUUCCAUUCCUAAGCUGUAGCUUAACAAGAGUAAGACCUCUUACCUUUCCCCAACUUAGUGCCAUCUGUCAGCUCCGAGAAUGCUUAACUCUACUGGCCAAAGCUUCUGGGGUUUGAAGUCCAAGUCUUCGGCUUGCGGGGAGAUGUUUGAGAUUCUGCUUCCUUUUCCCGUCCCCUUCAGAGAGGCAAGAAUAACACCCUCGCUGGCUCUUUCUGCUAUAUACCUGGGCUGGUGUGCUUGGCAGGUGAUUUGCACGGGGCACUUGGUCAGGUGAAGACUGCUCAGCUCCGUUUCUACAGCGUGCUGCCUUGGAUUAUGUUAUGCCUUGCUUAAGCCAUGGGUCAGUGUGUUGUAGACACCCAGAAAGUGGGUUGACUGGGCCACCAGGUUAAAUAUGUUGUGUGAACGCUGCAGUUCAUUAACCUGGUGGGAAACAGCCAAAGGCCGUGUGCUACUCCUCUUCCCCCCAUUUCCUCCUUUGCUUCGAAUUCUUAUUCUGCAAAUUGGGAAAAUCGGGAUAUUCAAAGAGAUCUUCCCGUUGCUGGCUUGCAGACAAGCACUGGCAAAACGAAGCUUUUCCAG